AUGCACAAAUCGGUGGUGCGGCGGUACCUCAAGUACCUGCAGCACCAUCAGGCCCCCGCGACUCCAAGCACCGUAGCUGCCUUCCUGUAUACGCUGGACAUCAGCCCUUCCAGCGCACUACAGUACUACGGUAUUCUGCACCGGUUCCUGGCGAAACCGCUCGACCUUGACCAGAUGUUUGCCGAGGCGCUCCGCAAGAUGAAGGCCAUGACCCCCCCCCCCCCCCAUCCACCAGGCGACGCCGAUGACGUUCGAGCACUACCAAAGGAUCCUGCCGGCGAUUCCCAACGAACGGGAUGCCGUGAUGUUUUGAGUGGCGUGGCUCACGGCGAGUCGCUGGGCGGUUGUGGAGAUGCUACCCGCCGCGGCAUUCAAGGACCACAUGGUGGAUCCGAUGGCACUCAUCGUCGAUUUCUCGUUCCACACGUAGACCUUCAAGGUGGACCCCGACAGGCAGGGCAGGUACGUCACGAUCACCAACCCCAGAUGCCGCGAUCAUUCGUCAGGCGCUGGCGAAGUUGCCCGACAAGAAUUCUCCAGUGGCCACGAUGUCUACCCAGCGGAUGUGCAGUUUCCUGA
This is a messenger RNA of Leptomonas pyrrhocoris, 579 nucleotides long. RefSeq lists its product as hypothetical. The record is from RefSeq and is a predicted model, not a curated record. The transcript has a single exon. The coding region runs from base 1 to 579 and encodes 192 amino acids. NCBI's taxonomy places the organism in Eukaryota, Euglenozoa, Kinetoplastea, Trypanosomatida, Trypanosomatidae.